AUGCAAUUUGAGGUUCUGGCUAAAUGCCAUACUACUAAAGCUCGUGUGUCCAAAAUGACACUUGCUCAUGGUGUCACGAUGCUUCCUACAUUCAUGCCUGUCGCAACUCAAGCCGCAAUCAAAGGCCUGACCCCUCAGCAAGUAGAAUCUCUGGGCAUUACCCUCAUCCUGAACAAUACGUAUCAUCUCAAUCUACGACCCGGAAUCAAAGUUCUUGACGAAGCAGGAGGGGCACACAAAUUCCAAGGAUGGAAUCGUAAUCUGCUAACUGAUAGUGGUGGAUUUCAAUUGGUAUCUUUGAGUAAAUUUACGAAGAUCACCGAAGAAGGUGCUUUAUUUGCGAGUCCUUUCACCGGGGAACCUACCAUGUUAACUCCCGAAGAAAGUAUAUCAAUACAGCACUCCAUCGGCGCCGAUAUUAUCAUGCAACUCGAUGACGUAGUUUCCAGUCUAACCGUUGGUCCUCGAGUGGGUGAGGCUAUGAGGCGCUCUGUGCGCUGGCUCGAUCGAUGUAUCGAACAACAUGAUAGAUCAGGACGCAAGGAUGUUCAGAAUCUGUUCGCUAUUGUGCAAGGUGGCCUAGACCCCGACUUGCGAGAUCAGUGUCUCGACGAAAUGAUUCAGAGGAAGGAACGCGUUGCUGGUUAUGCAAUAGGCGGUCUUAGUGGUGGGGAAGAGAAAGCACACAGGAUAAAGCAGUGUGCCGAUAAACUCCCUUUUGACCGACCACGAUACUCAAUGGGAAUAGGAUUUGCUGAAGAUCUGCUAAUCUGUGUAGCACUUGGGGUUGACAUGGCCGAUUGUGUAUUUCCUACACGAACAGCAAGGUUCGGUGUAGCCCUGACAUUCAAUGGUCCAUUGAAUCUAAAACUUGGAAAACAUGCCGAGAACUUUGAACCCAUAGAUAGUGACUGUCCAUGUCCUACGUGUAGUGGCGGAAUAUCUAGGUCCAUGCUUCAUCACAUCGUAACCCUCGAGACAACGGGCGCACACGUCGUUACCCAACAUAACCUCGUUUUCCAAGCUCAAGUCAUGGGAGGCGCACGAACUGCUAUCAUUGAAGGCCGAUUCCCUGACUAUCUACGUACCUUCUUCGCCAAUUAUUUUGGACAUAAAGGCUAUCCGGAAUGGUGUGUCAACGCUCUGCGAAGUGUAGGAGUAGAUCUCCUUCAAGGAAUUGAUAUAUCCGUUAUACCGGGUUCUGGAGCAAAAUGGGAAUAUUCCGACGCAUCAUAA
Serpula lacrymans var. lacrymans S7.9 is the source of this 1236-nucleotide messenger RNA. RefSeq lists its product as uncharacterized. The transcript has 11 exons. Gene Ontology annotation, molecular function: tRNA-guanosine(34) queuine transglycosylase activity. The record is from RefSeq and is a predicted model, not a curated record. Gene Ontology annotation, cellular component: cytosol. NCBI's taxonomy places the organism in Eukaryota, Fungi, Basidiomycota, Agaricomycetes, Boletales, Serpulaceae. Bases 1 to 1236 code for a protein of 411 amino acids.